CGACACCGGAAAGCGCUGCGUCCUUCAGUGAACUCAGGUGCUGUGGUGCCGAAACACGUUUUGUAAGUCGUAUAUUUUGAAUUGUGCGUUCUGGUGAGUGACAGAAAAUACGUAGCAGUGGUGCACGGGAAGAAUAAUUCAUUUGGGAGCUUUAGGAGCUUCAUUCGGUGUCAGCAGGGAUGUCGGCUCCAAACUCUGCAGAACGGAAGUCAUGCUGGGACGCCAGGGAUUUGCUGUGGAAGUGUAUGGACGACAAUAACGACAAAGCUGAAUCCUGCCAGAGGUUCCAGAGCGAGUUUGAAGCAAAAUGCCCCGCUCAGUGGGUAAAAUAUUUUUCCAAGAGGAGAGACUUCCUGAAAUACAAGGAGAAGAUGCAGACGGAGGGAUUCACACCUGCUGAAGGUCCCAGCCAGCCAUCCUAACCAAUGAACCAUUGGACAGCAGACCAUUCUAAAUCUGCAGAGAAACUGACUUUGAGCCCUAAUCAGACCAGGGCCAGAAGUGCACAACCUGGAGAUGAGUUUUCUAUCUUUAUUGAGGAUUUGAACUUCCCAAUAUCAUAAUUUAUUUUCACAGAUAGAAAAGUUCCAAAAAGGAAAAUAUACAUAUUAUCAGCUCAGAGUGGCAGUAUGGGGAGUUGUUUGAAUGAAGCAUCAGCUCAUUUCAGCUACAGGUGUCAGAUGUUUGAUGUGGAUGUAAAUCUCAGUUGAAGUUCACCUGGGUGUAAAAUGUAAUGUUGUCAUUGUAGUUUGCAACUGUGUAGUUCAAAACACAGUUGGAAUGCUUAAAGGUCACAUUUUAUCCUCCUCUUCAACCAGUUUAAAUAAGUCUCAGAGCUCCCCAAAUCAUGUCUGUAAAGU
Molecule: messenger RNA, 860 nt
Organism: Labrus bergylta (ballan wrasse)
Lineage: Eukaryota; Metazoa; Chordata; Actinopteri; Labriformes; Labridae
Gene: coa6
Product: cytochrome c oxidase assembly factor 6
Biological process (GO): respiratory chain complex IV assembly; mitochondrial ATP synthesis coupled electron transport
Cellular component (GO): mitochondrion; respiratory chain complex IV
Source: RefSeq, a predicted model, not a curated record